Symbiodinium natans is the source of this 3078-nucleotide messenger RNA. Lineage: Eukaryota; Dinophyceae; Suessiales; Symbiodiniaceae. The record is from the annotation of a GenBank genome assembly.
AUGCCAAACAAAGCGCAGCAGGCUUUGCAGCUUCAGAUGCGACAGCUGGAGCUAAAACAAUUGGCGCUACAAGUGAAGUUGAAGCGACGGCAAGAGGAACAAGCCAAAGAGGUGGAGAAGGUUCUUGCAGCUAAGCAGCACCAACUUGAACGCGAACGACAACACGCCUUCCUGAAGGCUCGCGAGAGGCGGCGCGGUUUGGACUUUAGUCCAGGAGGAACAGUUCCAUCUCCUCGAGCUCAUGGUCAACGGUCGCCAGUCGAGUCUGCUGAGGAGCUCGUGGAAGACAGCGACGGCUCUUCACCGAGGCGAUUGGAGAUCAGUGUCCGAGAUGCACGUGCAAUAGAAAAGGAGAGAGAGAAGGCCGCAUACAAGGCUCUGAUGACGGAGCAAACUGCGCGUCGUGAAGUCGCCGCAAAGGAGGAGGCGGCCAAGCGAGAACAGGCUGCCAGGAGGAUACAGGCGUUUAGGCGUGCCAGCCAGGCGCAGCGACAAAAGGCGCGUGCGACGUCCGAUCGCCUGCAUCGUCCACCCCGCGAGAAAGGCUCUCAACAUGACAAGGUUGCACCGGGAACGAGCCGAAGCAUCAGUCCCCAAAAACGACGGGAAGAGGCAUCACCAGGCAGUGGGCGAGCUGCCUCGGAAUCCUUGCGCUUGCCCAGACAGGCCGUUCCUCCACGAAACCGGGCUCAGCGAGGGGGCUCUACGUCUCGUUCACCCACGCUGCAAGUUAGACAAGAAGGUGCCGCUGCGCCUGCACAGAGGCCGACACGCCCAGGUUUCAGCCCGAGAGGGGGGCCUCCGAGAUCCCAGAGCCCGUGUACAGAAGGCACCAGACGUGCUCGAACACCAUCCAGCUUGUCCCCAUCACAAAGUCCUCAUGGCAGACGCCACGGUCGUCGGCGGCAGCCGCAUGGUCCUUCAUCCCACAGUCCAAGCCCGCAAAGCCAGCAGCGUCUGCGAAGUCCCUCCCGGCUCGAUGGUGCAGCAUCAAGCUCAUCGCCAAUUUUCCUGCUUCCGAACCCUCCCUCCCCACUGGAUCAGCAUGAAGGUGAGAAAUUUCGGCCUCCAUGGCUCCCGCCCGGCUCGCCAGAGCACCAGGUGCGCAGAGACCUCGAUGGCAAGCCGACGUCUCCGCGGCAGAGGAGCACAGGACAUCGUGUUCGGAUGGCUGAGGAGCAGGCUAGCAGCGGAGUGCUCCGCAGCGCGUCGCCUAUGGAGGUCACGUUUGCGGCACCUGACCGUGUACCUACACGGGCCGCGUCGCCGACAACUUGGAGAAGCAAGCACCCAGGUGUUGCAUGUCAUCGAGACCAAUUUGUGCAGAACCCAAUACCUUUUCGAAGCCAGGGCCAUGUGCUGCCAAGCGCGGAGGAAGCGGAGCGCAUGCUGUCCCCGCUGAUGGGAGCUUGCCAUCCUGAACCGCCAGCAAGAGAGGCUGAAGAGGGGCCAGCGCGGCCUUCUCCACGUUCUCCACGCUCUCCGGAUAGGUCUGGAGGAACUGGCAUGGCUUGGUGGGUGGACUUUGAGGGCUCGGGUCCUCCUCCAAAGGAUCGCGUGGCGCAAGAGCAACCUGGUGUUGGCAGGACAAGCCCAGCCCCAGCCAGCAGCCGAAGCUUGCGUGGGCAGCCACCAUGCGAGCCGGUGGAGCGGAGGAUUGCAGAGAUGGCAAGGAUUGGAGAGGAAGGGAAAGGGGCAUUGGGCCGGGCUUACAUCGAGACGGAGGCAUUGCGCGGUGGAAAGCUAAACCCAGUCGGCUGGAGUGAGGUCCCGUCAGUUGGAGAGAACUUUGCGCAUCGACUUGGCAUGUUGCAGCAAGAAGAUGUCACGCCGCCUGUGCCUUCUCGCAAUCCCUCAGAGCUGUGGGAGCUGCGCGUUCAAAGAACCAACUCCCAGCUGGAGAAGCUUCGGGAAGUAGAGCGGCGCAGAAAAGAGACAUCGCCGGGUAGCAGAGCGUUCACCUUCGGUCCUUCUGCGAGGCGCCAGGCAGAUUCUCCGCGUCGGAGCCACAGUCCCAAACGGACGCCUGCCUUCGGCACCAGUGAUCCCGUGAUUCCUUCAAGAAAGAUCAUCCAGAAGUACUCGGACUAUUUCGUUUCCUCUCCGAGCAAUAAGAAGAUGAACAGUGACACGGAGGCAUCGCGAGAGGCUUCGCCACCUAGAGCGGCAGGAGCUGAUGCGAGUCCGAAACUGCAUUCCAAGUCCCCUGUGGUGUACCCACGCUCGCGCGAAGUGCAUGGAUGGCAAGCGGCUGGGUUCGAAGCCGCCAGCGUGUACAAGGGCUUGCGCAAUGCCGCGGGCCUUCGCGAGGGAUGGGGCGUCCUGAACCAGAAGGAUGGGAGCACCUACGCCGGUCAGUGGGUGUCAGGCAAGCGGCAUGGGGUGGGCACACUCGUUUUUGAUGGUGGCAUCUUCGAGGGGCAGUGGGCCCGGGGCGAGGCAUCUGGAAGUGGGCUUGUUCGUUUUACCAACGGUGACAAGUUCGAGGGCCAGUAUGCUGGGAAUCGAAAGCAUGGGUUUGGCACCUACUGCUGGGCCGAUGGUGCAGCGGAGGAGGGCCAGUAUUUUAAUGGCCGCAAGGUUGAGUGGCACACGUGGUCUCAAGGGCCUUCGCAGUGGAAGCUACGCUAUGACAAUGGUGCCGUGGUCGAGGCACAGCAGGUGACCGGGAAGGAGAGGCCGAGUCGCUCCGUUGGAGCCUAUCCACGGGCCAAGGAGCCACGGCUCUCGCCCUUCGGAAACUCGGAAAGGUCUCCUAAGCCGAAGACGCCGACCCCAAGGCCCAGGAAAGCUCCACAAGCUCAACAGCAAGAUGAGGAUCGCUCCGGCUCGCCUGCGCAGAGCUUGAUUGCCGAUCUGCAACCUCAGGAGCCUGGACGGCCAGCCUUGAGCCAGGCACGAGCGCCGUUCGCCGGCACGGAAGGGCGACAACAGGCUGUCGUGGGAACGAGUACUGCGAGUAGUGCAAGUGCCGGGAAGUCUCCGGAGGCUCUGCAACGCAUGGCGCUGGCCAUAUCCAAGGUCAACAGCCUUUACCGACAAGUGGCUCUUCCUGCCGAAGCUCAUGAGUCGUUCUAA